AUGGCGGACCUGCGUCGGUCAGGCACUGAGGCCAAGCGUGACCACGACCACAAGGCCAAGUGGGCAUAUGGUGCUCGCAGCCGGAAGGCAAUUCGAUAUCAGAGCGAGUAUGAUACCGAUUUGUCUCGUCCGCAGGUCCCCUUCACCCACUACAAGGCGUGGCAACGCGCCUGCAAGCGGUUGGAGGAGCCGAACAUCAACGAAGCCGCCCGGUCUGCCCGCUUCAGCCUUCGUUGCGAUGUGAAAGAGGCCCUCAGCAGCGGAACAUCCGACUCGUCCGCCGAUGAGGCCGUCCACGAGAGCACCGCAACAGAUGCCGUGAUGGAGAUGGAGGAUGACGACCCGCUGAACUCCUAUGACGCAUCUGGAAACAGUAUUUUCUCCGCGGCUGUCUCCAGGGCGGUAGAGAAGUAUGAGACCAAGGUGACCGAGAAGCUGGUCAAGGAAUACGAGUUUGUGUCCAAGGACGACGGGCCUGGAAAUGGCUACGUUGCCGACGUGGACGACUUUGAGCUGGUCGACCACGCUGAGAUCUAG
Messenger RNA from Rasamsonia emersonii CBS 393.64, 537 nucleotides. RefSeq lists its product as uncharacterized. Lineage: Eukaryota; Fungi; Ascomycota; Eurotiomycetes; Eurotiales; Trichocomaceae. The record is from RefSeq and is a predicted model, not a curated record. The coding region runs from base 1 to 537 and encodes 178 amino acids. The transcript has 2 exons.